GGAUACUCGUAAAGCAUUGUUUCGGACCACAAGUAUUACACCAAAUUAUCAUAAUAGCAUUACACAUAUAACCACCAUCACAUUGGUUCAUCAACAUACGACACGUACAAACACACUAGUUCAACCAAAGAAAAAAUAUUUUAAAAAAAAAUUAAAAACAUAUAAUAUGAAUGCACAAGUGCAACAUACACUUGAUAAUACAAUAUUCAUACAUAAAUAUUUACAUCCACUAGGGAUGAUUCCCUCUUCCCUCUGUUUCGUACGAAAAUUGAUUGGAGAUGUAAUUCACAGCUGUAUAGUGAUGCUCACUGUUAAACAAAUGAAAGUCUUUGCUGACCUUUACAGAAAUCUACAGGAAAUAAAAAAAAAUAAAAUCUGAAUAGAUCCAAGGUAAGAUUUAUGAUAAACAUUAUGGUUUUAUUUCCUGUUAAUGCAGAUUUAAAAUGUAUAUUUAGUUUGUCCGUUAGGUAGCUGAUUAAAGUUUUCGAGACAAUGCUGAGUAGUUUUUGAAAUGUGAUACGGUUGACUUAAACAAAAAAAUGUUACGAAUGCAAGUGAUAAUCACUAUAAGAUAUUGUUCACAUCUUAUGUACUAUUUAUUUGAAGUAUUAUAUUGCCGAGGCAUAAAGACUGGUUUGUCGAGAGGUCGGAAAGAUUAACUCCACAAAUCCUUGUUGUUUUUAUUAUGGAUAGCGGCUGAGAGGUAUGCGGGUCCUUAGAGCCUCAAAGUGCUUUUCCGAGUGAUUACUUUCCGGAAAAUGACUUCAUCAGGAUUAUAACUCAGCGCAGCAGCAGAAAGCUACGAAUCUUCAGAUUUGAAUGAGAACAGUUCAAGGAUGGACUCACAACCAAAUGUCAGUUUGAGCAAUUCAACGGGCUCAGUGAUAUCAAUCGAACAGUUCGAGUUUCAGGAAUUUUUGAAAGACGACAUUGCUGUUGUGAUAUACUUAAUCUUUUUGUGUUUCGUGGGAACCAUUGGGAACGGCCAUGCUUUCAUUAUCUACCACGUCAGGUACAAACCUUCUAACCACAGAACGUUCGUUGUGUGGCUCGCUGCCAUUGAUUUCGUCGCAUGUGCAGUGAGUGCUCCGUUUGAAAUUGUCGACAUCAGGCAUGGCUAUACUUUUAACUCGGGUGCCGCUUGCAAGUGUUUUCGAUUCAUUAACCAUGUGGUCAGUAUUGCAUCAGGUCUUAUGCUGGGCGUGAUUGCUGUAGAGAGGUAUCGGAAGGCGUGCUGUCCUUUCGGAAGGCAAAUAUCAGAGAGAGAGGCAUCCAUCGCCUGCAUGGUGACUGUUGGAGUAUCCAUUCUUCUGUCUACAGCAUCGUUCUAUUUGUAUGACGUGGCGAUAAAACUAACAGACAUUCCAAACCUUUCAGGCACUGAUUGUACUGUAGGAGCCAGUGACGGUCAACAAUCUGUUUUCCGGUUUUACUCUUUGGUGUUGCUGUUGAUAAGUACUGUUAUAUUUAUUCUGUGCAUUGUAGCCUACUCCUUUGUAGGUAAGAGUCUGUACAAACAAAUGAGGUUCCGCCAGUCAGCGCAGCUAAAGAACGUUCAGAAGACGCUAAGCGGGAACUCGGUCAGCAGCGACAAUAAGAUGAGCGUGUCUUCUCUACGUCAUAAAAUGGUUAUAGAGAAACCCGAAGCAAGCAGCUCGCAGCAAAUUCACGAUGAGGAAUCAAGCAUGUACUCAGAUAAAAACAAAGUAACUCUAAAACCCCUGCAACAAUCAGCCAAAAACCCCAUGGUUCCGGGCAAGAAGCGCCUAGACCGUACCCGACGGAUCACACUAAUGUUCCUGAUAGCCACGGCGGUGUCUUACGUCGGCUACCUCCCCAAUCUGAUCAUCCUGGUGGUGCGCGCGGCCCGACCCUCCGCCUACCUGUACCUGCAGGCCGGCCUGGGCAUGCUCACACCCGUGCUUCUGCGCGGUUACUUCCUCAGCAACGUGACCAAUCCCCUGGUCUAUUGUUUUGUUGAUGACAGAUUUAGACAUGAGUGUAGUUUGUUAUACAGUAAAAUAUUCCAAUUUCCAGCCAAGCGGAAGCCACUAGCGCUUUAGUUCAAACUGGCAUCAAUUAAGUCUUUCCGAUUUUUGGAUCAUUGUCAUAAUGAAUCAUGUCCAAAAAAAAUAAGUGUCUUAUGAGAUGUUCAUUGUAAACGAGAUUUGACACUUCCUUUUAUGAAGAUUUUUUUUUACAUUUAAAUACAAUAUUUUUGUAUAAAUCGGUUUACCUUUCUGUGUUAUACACUGUUGUUAUUUAAGUUCAUGUUGUAAAGUAGCAUUGUAGCCCCAAAAGAGCUUUUUUUUAAUUAACAUCAUAACAGUUUUUUAAAGAUUUUUUUUUAUAUUUGCGCAAACGUUAAUACCAAUGAUAGACAAAAAGUGCAAAAGUGUCCAGUGAUCACUGAAUGGUUUUCAAAUAUCUGGUUUUAUAUUGUACAUAUCAGAAAUGGAGAACUAGAACAUAACUUCUUUUUUUCAUCAUAGAACACUGCCUUACAGACAAUAUAAAAAAUUAUUCCUGUUAAUUAUGAUUCAUCACCAUAAAUGAUUAUGUUUAGUAAAAAUGAAAACUCGGAUAACGAAUCAUUAUGAAAUAUUUUUAUAAGUUCGUAUCGCUGUUCGUCUAUCCUCCUGCUAAUUUGUGAAUAAAUCAUUAAUUAAUAGCAUUAACAUGGAGACCAUGCAUAACCCAUACACCGUCAGUACGAAACAUACACCCAUUUUUGGUGUUAUGACGUCAUACUAAAAAAAUUAAAAAUUGUAUCACGUUUGUAACACGUUUACGUUUCGUUGUUUAUAUUUUCUAUUUAUGAUGUUCACAAAGGCAGUCGGAAAAAUAUAUUCGUUUCAUGGUUUUCAGUAGACAUAAUAUGGUUUAUACUUGGUCGCCCUCGCCCCAUAUGAUAUCUACUGACCAGGUACAUGAAUAUACCAUAUUAGGUUUACUACAAACCAUGUUAAUAAUAUAUAAAUAUAUUCAUUUUCAGCUCACAGAUUUAACAUUCUAUAGAUGCAAUACUUUUAUAUAUUCAAUGUAGACUAAAUGUAUUUUAAUCUAAAACCUGUGAGAUUUUGUAGCAUGAUUAUAAAUAUUAUAAGAAAGACUUGUUGAAAACCGAAGUGAACAUUUUUCAAAUUGAGUGUAUUAUAUUCAUGUUGAUGAUUUUGUGUACAAUUAUUCGGAAUAAUGUCACCUUCUUAAAGAUAUUGAGCGGUGUAGCCAAAAAUAUUUAAUCUGUUGAGAAAAAAGUGAGAAAAAAUUACAGUUAGGAACAGAACGAAUGUUUGUCUAAUCUGCUUAGUAUCUUAAGGACGAUGACCUCAUUACGAUAUUCACCGAAGACUAUCUGUAUAAACCGAUUUCGUUCAAAUUUUGUCUAUAGUAUGAUACUGUCUGACUUCGUGCACAUAUUUUCAGUUAACCUUUGUACAUUGUGAAAUGUUUUACUUGUGUAAAUAAACAUUUUGAAAACCUA
Messenger RNA from Magallana angulata, 3484 nucleotides. Its product is annotated as cholecystokinin receptor type A-like. The coding region runs from base 837 to 2063 and encodes 408 amino acids. The record is from RefSeq and is a predicted model, not a curated record. Lineage: Eukaryota; Metazoa; Mollusca; Bivalvia; Ostreida; Ostreidae. Gene Ontology annotation, biological process: neuropeptide signaling pathway. Gene Ontology annotation, cellular component: membrane. The transcript has a single exon. Gene Ontology annotation, molecular function: G protein-coupled peptide receptor activity.